UUUGCCAGGGAGGAUAACUUGUUUAACGGGCAAUAAUGUACAAUUGCAUUCGUUUUUUGGAGGGCGCGUCUUUCCAGAUGUGCUCAGGUGAGGCGGUUUCUCCAGGAAUCCAUAGCCUCGAGCUAGGUAUAAGGCACACACAAAUGUCUGGAUCCAGGGGGCUCAUUGGAGAAAAAGAAGCAGAGAAUCGUUACUCGGUCGAAAUAUGAUCCUGGAACGUGACGUCAGUUGAAAUUCCACUUCAUAGAGAGAGAGAAAUAUAGUCGUUGAAAGUUUGUUUUGCACAAACUUUUUUUUUUUGUACAGGUUUCCAGAUUUAUGCAUCUGAAAACUCAUUUUGAUAAAAUCUGUUUUCUCACGGGACGUCAAACAAAACACAGUUCUGCACUACGUAUAGAAAGUCUGUAGAGGAAAGUUCUCCAUGAAUGUACGUCACAAUGAUGAUGACAGACCAGAUCCCGCUGGACCUGCCUGCCUUACUCAAUGGCGAGUUACCCAUGAUGCCUCACAUGGUUAAUGGGGAUGGAUCUCAACAGAGUCUGGGAAGGCCACAAACACAACUUUUUCAGAUGCACAACCAGAAAUGUACUGUUUGGAACACAUAUUCCGACAAUAUGAUGGUCAUUUUUGUUCAAGUCAACCCAGGAGAAACCUUCACAAUAAGGGCAGAAGAUGGAUCCCUGCAAUGCAUCCAAGGGCCUGCUGAAGUUCCCAUGAUGUCACCCAAUGGCUCCAUUCCACCAAUCCAUGUGCCCCCAGGUUACAUCUCACAGGUGCUAGAAGAUAACACAGGGGUGCGAAGGGUCGUAGUGACACCACAGUCUCCAGAGUGCUACCCUCCCAGCUACCCUUCAGCAAUCUCCCCCACACACCACAUAUCUCCAUACCUACCCCACCACCCCCACUUCAUCCCCAACUCCCACACUGCUUUCUACCCCCCGGUCACUGGACCAGGAGACAUGCCCCCUCAGUUUUUUCAACAGCAUCACCUCCCCCCCACAAUAUAUGGGGAGCAAGAAAUCUUACCAUUCUAUGGAAUGUCCAGCUACAUUACCCGGGAGGAUCAGUACAGCAAACCACAGCACAAGAAGAUUAAAGAGAGACAGCUGGACCGGCAGAACCGACUCAACAGUCCGUCGUCGUCCAUCUACAAAUCCCACAUAACCUCCUGUACAAUGUACAAUGGCUACGGCAAGAGCCAUGGUGGGGCGGGCGGCAGUGGAGGAGGCAGUCCAGGCAUCAAGAAAGCAGAGCGCAGAGCGAGGAGCAGCCCAAGGUCCAACGAGCAAGAUGUGCCAGAUCAUGACUCAGAAACCAAAAGAGUUCAAGACAUGCUUACAGGAAUAGAGAAACCACAGGUGUCUAAUAUCCAAGCCAGGAGCGCCCGCCUAACUUGGGCCCCACCAUUAGGGCUCUUGAAUGGGGACAGAUACAGCAACGGCCUGCCUUACACCUGUAGCUAUGAGGUCACAUUGUCAGACAAGGGGAGGGAUGGAAAGUACCACAUUAUUUACAGUGGAGAAGAAUUAGAAUGCAAUGUGAAGGAUCUGAGGCCAGCAACAGACUAUCAUGUACAAGUGUGUGCAAUGUACAACUCCCUAAAGGGGUCGUGUUCAGAGCCAGUAAGCUUUGCCACACACAGUUGCAGCCCAGAGGGACCCUUUCCUCCAAAACUGUCAUACAGGAACAAGAGUUCCCUUACAUUGCAGUGGAAGGCCCCAAAUGACAAUGGUUCAAAAAUCACCAAUUAUCUAUUAGAAUGGGAUGAGGGAAAAAGGAACAGUGGCUUUAGAGAUUGUUAUUUUGGGAGCCAAAGGCAUUGUAAGCUAACCAAACUCUGUCCGGCGAUUGGAUACACUUUCCGACUAGCAGCACGGAACGACAUAGGCACCAGCAGUUACAGCCAGGAAAUCAUGUUUUACACAUGUGGAAACAUCCCUCAGUCGCCCCUGGCUCCCAGACUGGUGCGGGCUGGCAUUACUUGGAUCACCUUACAGUGGAAUCGGCCAGAUGGCUGUACACCUGAGGAGGUGAUCACAUAUACUCUGGAAAUACAGGAGGAGAACAACGGGAACGGGUUUCAUCCAAAGUACACUGGUGAAGACUUGACAUGUACUGUGAAAAACCUCAAGAGGAGUACACAGUAUAAAUUCAAGCUCAUUGCCUCCAAUGUGGAAGGGAAAAGCAACCCCAGUGAGGUCCUUGUUUGCACCACAAGUCCAGACAGGCCCGGACCUCCUUCCAGGCUUUGUACCAAAGGAGCCAUUACACCUCACAGCUUAUGUGUGAAAUGGGAUCCCCCACAAGACAAUGGAGGUUCAGAAAUCUUGAAAUACCUAUUGGAAAUAUCAGAAGGAAACUCGGAUGCAAACCAAUGGGAGAUAGCAUACAGUGGAUCUGCCACGGAGCAUGUGUGUGAUCAUUUGAAACCAGGCACUUUGUAUAGACUGCGGGCGUGCUGCAUCAGCACUGGUGGGCACAGUCAGUGUUCUGAAAGCCUGCCUGUUCGCACACUAAGUGUUGCCCCAGGGCCAUGUCAACCCCCAAGAAUUGUAGGAAAACCCAAACACAAGGAAGUCCUCUUACAAUGGGACUGUCCAUCCUCAGACAGUGCCUGUGAGGUGACAGAGUACAGCCUGGAAAUGAGCGAAGCAGACGCAGACCCCUCUGAGGUCUACCAUGGUCCUGACCUGGAAUGUACAGUCAGCAGCCUCCUCCCUGGAACCACCUACAGCUUUAGAGUCCGAUCCACCAACGAGGCUGGGUACAGUCCCUAUUCUGGAACAACAGAAGUAACUACUGCAGCAGGACCUCCAGGCCAGUGUAGGGCACCGUUUCUCACCGUAACGUCUAAUACCUGUGUUCUUGUAAGCUGGGAGAGCCCAGAGAACACUGGAGCAGAUAUUUCAGAGUACAGACUGGAAUGGAGCAGAGAAGAGGAGUCCUUGGAGCUUAUUUACUGUGGUACAGAAACACAGUAUGAAAUCACAGAUCUCGCUGCAGCAACACAUUACUGCUGCAGGCUCCAGGCAGCAAACCAGGCAGGUGCAGGACCCUACAGCGAUGUGGUGACCUGCAGCACCCCAGCCACGGAGCCAGGAGUGGUGCCUGUGCUGUUUGUGCUAGAUGACGAUCACAUAGACACGCUCCUCAUUUCCCCCUCCACGUGCCUUGCAUUAAAAUGGGAAGAGCCUUGCAAUAAUGGAUCGGAAAUUAUUACAUACAUCAUCGAAAUGGGGCACAGUCAGAUCACAGUGGAGAAUGUAACAAGCUUUGUGAUUAAGGGUCUGCAGCCAGACAGUGACUACAGCUUCAGAAUCCAGGCUGUGAAUAGAAUCGGAGCGGGUCCCUUCAGCCAGACAGUGCAGGGCACGACCAGGCCGCUGCCUCCCGCACCCCCUCGGCUUGAGUGUGCUGCAGCCGGACCCCAGAGCCUUAAACUCAAGUGGGGAGACAACAACACCACCAAAGUGCUCAUCACGGACGACAUGGUGUACACGCUUCAAAUCGAGGACAAAAACAGAGGGUUCAUUACCAUCUACAGAGGACCAAGUCAUACUUACAAGGUACAGAGGUUGACAGAAUCCACCAGCUACAGUUUCCGAAUGCAAGCGGUCAGUGAAGCAGGAGAGGGCCCGUUCUCCGAAGUGUACACCUUCAGCACAAUCAAAUCAGUUCCGCCGGCUGUCAAAGCUCCCUGGGUGACCCAGUUAGAAGGAAACACAUGUGAAGUCACGUGGGAGGCUAUUCCACCAAUGAGAGGCGACCCAGUCAGCUAUAAUCUACAGGUCUUGGUCGGGAGAGAAUCCGAGUACAAGCAGGUGUUUAAGGGGGAGGACACCACAUUCCAGAUCUCAGGCCUUCAAUUUAACAUGGAUUACCGUUUCCGUGUGUGUGUGUGUCGCCGCUGUACGGACACCACGCAGGAACUGACUGGAGCAUUCAGCCCCUCAACCCUCUUCACACUGCGACGUAAUGAGCUGGCACUGGCUGGAGAGCUGGGGGCAACAGACAACACCAAAUCAAAGAGCAUGAUGCCCACUGAUGAACAGUUUGCAGCCAUCAUUGUAGUUGGCUUCGCAACCCUGUCCAUUUUGAUUGCCUUUAUUUUACAAUACUUCUUUAUGAAGUAAAACCACAGACAUAUUUUUAACUAAUGCUACGCAUUGUAGUCCAAAUAUGUAUUCAGAUUUUUCUUCUUUUAAAUUUCCUCCCUCUCUAGUUUUUGUCCUUCACUUAUUAUUUGUGUUGUUUUCUAUGGAGUUCUAUCGGCCGAAGCCUUAUGUCUUUGCUGCACCUUGUUUGGGAAAGAAAAGUCCAAUUUUAAAACCCUGAAAAGAAGUUGUACGCAAAAACAUUUUUAUAUUUUUUAAAGCUAUGAGAAAAAGAAAAAAAAAAACCUUUGCCUUAUUCUUUGUUCACUGUUUAUCUGGAUUAGCUUUUUUUGUGGGUAUUUUUUUCAGUGAUACUGUAAAUGUAGGAACAAUACCUUUACCAUAUAGCAACCAAUCACUGCCCUUUUAAAUAUAGUUAAAUACUUAUAUUUGUUGUCAAAUAAUGUUAUCCAGAAUGUAUACCAUUCUAAACAUUUCAAUCAUGGCUAUUGAAAUCACAGUAUCAAAAGACAAAACAAACUGCAAGUGAAGAGUACAUUUAAUCAAGACACUUAGGCCACAAAUGCCAGCAUGAAGCUGUCAAAGCCAACUACAAUCCAUGCAGUGGUCAUGGUUUAAUGGAUGCUGCUAUCCUGUAUUUAAAAAGAGUAAAAUCAGUCACACUAUAUGUAUGUUGUUCUCAUUUGUUAUCUAAUGAAUAUAUGUAGAUUAUAUACAAAGCAACAAAAGUUACAUAUUAACACAGAAAAAUCAUCAAUUUAAACAGAAUUCAAUGCGUUUUAUAAUGAAUUGGUGCUUAAACUUCAAGGUCAGUUGACUUGGUCUGAACUGAAAGUAAUCUAUCGCUACUGUAAAUGUAGGAGGCUAUAUAAAGUCUUCAGUGUAAUUCUGUACAUUUCUGAAAUGCCUGUAAGUAUAUUAUUUUUAAAUCCAUACUAUACCAUUAAAAAGAAGAGCAGCUAUAACACAUGUGUCACGCUACAGUGAUUUGGCUGCAGUAUAGAAUGCUAUACAAUAAUCCGUCACAUAUCCGCCCGUUACGUUCCACUCCAACCGUUUAUCCAUCAUGAUCAAUCUCUUCAGCGACGUUAGUUUAUUAUUGAACAGAGAAGAUUAGUUCAGAGAUUGUAGAUCCUACCAAAAUUUUCAUACACUGUGUUCUAUGUACUCCGUGCGAUGCCAUUGCUGGUAGUGUCACGUGAGCUGUUCAGUGUGUUGAUAUGUAAAUGAGUCCUGUUCGCCUGCGGGGCGUAUCAACUUCAACCUCGAUCUCCUGCCUGUCACUCAGCAGUGAAUGCGCGCACCCACACGGCAGACAGCUACUCUGUCACAAGCAUUAAUACCCUGUAUCUUUCUAAACAAGGGAUGUAGGGGAGCUCCCUAAUAAAAACAAUAAUUGUAUGAAUGUAGUCAUUUGUUACAGCUGUGUAUAAUGGUAUUUAAAACAGGAUUAAUUUAGCCGCGUUUUUACAUGUCCGCCCUUACUCUGGUCCCACUGCAGUCGGAUUUGCGACGGAUUACUGUAGUUGUUUUCAUAUGGAAACUUUGAGCUGAACCCAUUGUAUCGAUACCUAAAGAAUACCUAGCCCACCCAGUCCCUCCAAAUCCUGCUACAGUCCCAUUAUAAUACUUUGUAAUCAAUAAUACUUGUUCCUGAUCACUGUGGGACCAGGCCUUAUCUAAACUGUCCUUAAAACUGGCAUGACUUAACGUUAACAUUGGAAUAAAACCAUUCCUGAUCUGCGUAGUUAACUACUGUACAUGUUGUUUGUCUAGGAUAACCCUAGAGGUACAGUAAUGAUGUGCUAACCGGGCCCUGACAGGCCAAACAGUCUCUUCUCAUUUACAACCUUUAUAUACCACAAAAAAAAUACAUAAACCAAACAGAACUGAAGGCAAUGGUAGUGAUCUUUGUAAAAAAAAAAAUAAUGUACUGAUCCAAAGAAUUCCAUUCCAUUAAAUUGAAGGCCUCUUGUUUUUGAAGCUGGGGUCCUAUCCUAGCCCUGAUAUGAAAGCCUGUAAAAAUGUACCUCAGGGACAUGACCUUUAAAGAGGUGAGGUAGUACAUAUUAAAUGGUUGCCAGGAGGGUGCUGCAAACACUAGGAUUGUGUAUUCUUUUAAUAUCUUUGUUUGUUAGUCUUUGUUUUUUUUCUCCAUUGCCCGAGCUGGGCCUUGUUCUGUCCAUAAGCAAGGUCAUUUAUGAGCUCUAAACAAAUACCUUAACCAAAGUUAAUGGGAAACCAAGGUAUAAUUCUUUUAUUUUAGGUUUAUUUAUACUAUAUAUUGCAUACAGUACUUUAAUGCCAAUUACAGUGCAAUCUUCAUUUAUUUAUUUUUAAAAUCAAAAGUGUAGUUAUGUACUCAUUUUAGUUUCUUUGUAGCAUGUUAUAUAUUUUUGUUUUUCUGUUUUGUAUUGUUGCAUUUUAGAUUUAUAAUUACAGGCCACCAUUCCUGAUAUUCAAUUACCCUUUUUAUGUUUUGUUAUUUGUGUAUAAUGAUUGGGAACGCAUAACGCAUUUAAUGUCAAUAUCAGCAACAGAAAGGUUUACAUGUUUUCCAAACACUUAUUCAUCUCCUUUCAAAGAACGUGCUGAACAUACUAUGUAUUUUAUGUGCCUAUGUAGAUGUUAGCCAACAUAUAGUUUCUUUUUUGGGAUAUAACUUGCUGAAUUGGCAAUGCAAAAUAGUAUUAUUAUAUUAAGCUUAUAAACUCAUGCAUUUUGCCAAAGCUAAGGCUUUCCCACUUUAUUUUGCUUUUUUUUAUUUCUUCUUUAAUUUAAAACGUUACAUGUGACAAGAUGUUUUGUGACACUGUUAUUAUGUCUGUGAUUAAGUCAUUCUUAAUAAAAUAAGUGCCAUUGUUGUUAACCCUGUGAGGUGAGUUAGGUAUGAAUAAAAGCAAACCAAGUUAUAUUGAGACAACCAAUAACCCUGUUUUUUUGUUUGUUUAUAAGUCUGAUGGUAAUUGAAACUAACCAAAAUUAAGCACUUUUUCAACAAAAUAAUUGUCUUUAUAUGGCAUUCUAUCUAUCUAAAGUAUAUGGCAUAAAAGUUUGAUUUAAUAUCAGAUUUCUAAAGAAAAAAUAAAUCACAAAUGUUAUACUGAAGUGAAAACCUGUACCCUCAAGUUAUGUUUGAAAAUACUGUUCACAAAAACUUAGAAAUUAUGUUUCUUUAUUUUGGACUGGGCUAAUGUUACAGAAUCCUAAUAGCAAUGAGCCAGGUUACUGUACAGUGCUGAUUCAUCUGUAUUCCCAGUGAAAUGUUUAGCAGAAGAACUCUUUUGAUAUUAUGUUUAAACUGAAAAAUAAUAAUGAAUAUGUUUUACCUCACAGAUAGACAAACAUUCCAAGCUUUUUCAAAAGAUAAAAAUCAGACAUUUGUCUUGUAAUGUACAUUUUUAGACAAUUUCAUAUGCAUAUUAUAUAUAAAAACUGCCAUAUCGAUUUUAAAUGUAUAGAUUUUGCAAAUACUACCCUAUGUACGUAAGACUAAACUGUAUCUGUAGCGUAUAUGUAAUAUAUUUAUGCCCAAUAAAUGUUUAAAUUGUUUCUGAAA
Molecule: messenger RNA, 7674 nt
Organism: Acipenser ruthenus (sterlet)
Lineage: Eukaryota; Metazoa; Chordata; Actinopteri; Acipenseriformes; Acipenseridae
Product: fibronectin type III domain-containing protein 3B-like
Exons: 27
Coding region: 426-4133 (1235 amino acids)
Cellular component (GO): membrane
Molecular function (GO): cytokine receptor activity; protein binding
Source: RefSeq, a predicted model, not a curated record